This is a messenger RNA of Mugil cephalus (flathead mullet), 3435 nucleotides long. It is a transcript of the gene mnx1, whose product is annotated as motor neuron and pancreas homeobox 1. The record is from RefSeq and is a predicted model, not a curated record. Gene Ontology annotation, cellular component: nucleus. Gene Ontology annotation, biological process: endocrine pancreas development; central nervous system development; spinal cord motor neuron cell fate specification. Bases 118 to 1062 code for a protein of 314 amino acids. Lineage: Eukaryota; Metazoa; Chordata; Actinopteri; Mugiliformes; Mugilidae. The transcript has 3 exons. Gene Ontology annotation, molecular function: DNA-binding transcription factor activity, RNA polymerase II-specific; sequence-specific double-stranded DNA binding.
AGAGCUCCUCUCUCACACUCCGGAUCACAUCAUAACUUUGAGAGGUGGGAAAACGGCGCCGAUUUCUCCUCCAGUUUAACGACAACAGAGGCGACAAGGACGCGCACCGGGAGACCAAUGGAGAAAUCCAAAAACUUUCGCAUUGACGCGCUCCUAGCAGUCGAUACACCCAAGGUGCAGACCUCGCCGCUCUCGCUUGUAACUUCCCUGUCCUCCUCCUCCUCCAUCCCGUCGUCUGGAAGCGUUGCGGCCCCGGACCUGACCACCAGCGCCGAGUCUUUACGCAAUGAAACCCCGUCUCCGCCGAGGAUUUCCACCUGCGGUCUGAUACCUAAACCGGGCUUCCUCAACAGCCCGCACAGCAUGGUUGGAUUACAUCCGCAGAGUACCGCAGGGAUCCCGGCACAGGCUCUCUACGGUCACCCUAUGUACACUUACUCCGCUGCUGCCCUCACAGGCCAACACCCUGCCCUGUCCUACUCCUAUCCACACGGCUCCCAUCACCACCACGCCAGCGAUCCCAUAAAACUGACAGCGAGCACCUUCCAGCUGGACCACUGGCUCCGGGUCUCCACGGCCGGGAUGAUGCUCCCCAAAAUGUCUGACUUUAAUUCCCAGGCGCAGUCCAACUUGCUUGGAAAAUGCAGAAGACCAAGAACUGCAUUCACAAGUCAGCAGCUGCUGGAACUGGAGCAUCAGUUCAAACUGAAUAAGUAUCUGUCACGACCGAAGCGCUUUGAAGUGGCCACGUCCCUCAUGCUGACAGAAACCCAAGUGAAAAUCUGGUUUCAGAACAGACGCAUGAAGUGGAAGAGAAGUAAGAAGGCCAAAGAGCAGGCCGCCCAGGAGGCCGAGAAGCAGAAAGGUACCAAGAGCGGCCAGGAGAAAGGAGACGGACUCGAACAGUCGGAUUAUCACAGCAAGACAGACUCAAAAAAUGGCAGGAUAAGAGAUUUCAGAGACAGUGACGACGACGAGGGCGACAAUUUCCUGUACAACUCCUCAGACUGCUCUUCGGACGACGAGAGGAACCACAACAGCGACAUAAGCCCACAACCUUGAAAUCGAAACAAAGGCUUAAAGGUGGCGAUCUCAGUUUCUAACGACUCUAGGGGGGAUUUACGCUGUAUUAAAAUGCAGUUGCAUGUAAUCCGACCUCUAAUCACCUACAUGAAAUUAUUGAGAUUUUUUUUAAUGUUAUGAAAAAUAUAAGACUUUAGGUCAAGAAUAGACCCCGGUGUCGUAAACAAGCAAUAAAGCAGGAGAUUUAAAUCAGCACUCGGCUAUAGGUAAACUGUGACAUAUUGCAUGAUUAUAUGCAAACGCUGUAAACUGGCUCAGGAUUUUGCAACCUUUACCUGUCACGUGGUUAGUUUAUCAGCAAUAAUCUUUCAAUAACAUCCUAUAGCCCACAUACUAGUUAGAUAUUUUGUUCUUUGUGAUGUUACUUCCGUGGUGUGUCAUAUCACGCUGAAAAAAAAAUGUUCUGUUUAUUUUUCUAUACUGUAUUUAUAAAAGGGUCAUAAAAGUGCAUGCUAAAUUAUUGUUUAGCGUCUCUCUUGCUGCAAUACACCGUGAAAUAAAAUGUUUUAUAUUAAAAAAAAAGAAGAAAGAAAAGUGUUUAUAUCGACCCCUUUUCCUUAAGAAAUAGUCCCUUGAUUUAUGACUUGCUUGCAGUGCGUGGCCCUGGAAGCGGACAGAGGCGUGAGUUUUUCCUCCUUGCUCUGACAGCUCGGGUCAUGGGAAUUACUGUUAAUAGCGCUGUCGGAUCUGUGCAAACGUGCAGUGAGCGCAAACAGCAAGUAGGCAGUCAGACGCAGGAAACAUUUCGCACCACACUAGCAAUGGGCUCGCAUUAAUAAAGCAUUUAAAAGGCGCGCUGAGCGACAACCUGGCUGCUCAGGCACUAUUUUCAGGAGUGGGAUCAUUUUACAACUGAGCCUAACGAACAAAGAAUGAAAUAUAUUAGGUUGAAGUAUAUGGUUUAUGUACUGUGACACAAAUUUAAAGAUUUUACAAAAUGAAUAAACCCCACGGAGCUUUUGUUAAUACUGGCUGUUCUCGUGCGUAUUUGGUGACGUUGGACACCAGGAGAAUUUCCUCUUAUCUGACGCUCAUCAAAAACUAUUUAAAUUAAAACAAUAUAAUUUGGUCACUUUAAUCCGAUUUCAAAAAACAACUAUUAGUGACAAGUAUAUUUAAUGAUUUAGGUGGGUUGCUUUCUAAUUUACUGAUAUCCAACAUUUCAUUUUACUUCAUUAUGACAAACAUGGGUGACAUCUACCAGUCAGACUGAGCUUAAUUACUCACCUGUGAUUGUAUCAUUUUUCCCAUGAGUGGAGCCAUGGCAGGGUCUGACAGAUUAUGUGUCAUUAGUGACAGGAUUACUGAAGGGUCUGUUGGUUAUCUUCGCCUGUUUGCAUUAGCUUUGGCAGCCUAAAUCAAAGUUCAGCUGAGGGUCAGUCCCAACUAGAGUAUACACCAGGUAAAGGUGUAAAGACUCAUGGCUGCAGACUAGUGCAUGGACUAAACAGUGAGCCCAUUGAUCCCAUUGUCUUCCACCAUCUACCGAGCCGUGUCUCAUUUUCUCAGUGGAUUUGUAUCUUCGCGUAGAUGAUGCUCUCACCUCUGAAUCCCCUUUGACGGGAGCCUACUGCGUAGUUUGAGCGCUAGUCACAGUCAUUUCCUCUGGCUGACCUUGGUGGCCGAUUCCCGACCUCAGGCCAGGCUCCAGCUUUAGAUUGAUACGGGCCAUUGUUGCUAAUUAACAGGAGCAAGUAUCAAAUGUAACAGAAUGACUCUGCUAUGCUAACCACGCGGAGAAGACACUGGUGUCAGCGAGCAAACAGAAAUUCAAGGCACCGGGUCACUUCAUCUGGGCGUGUAAACACUGAAUGAACAUGUUUACGUCAGUGGAAACACCAACAGGGGUUCAAGACUGAACAAAAGGGCUCGGGUGAAACGCGCUUUAUUCUGCCUGAGGUGUAAAUAGGUUCAGUUAAGCCCAGAAGAAUGGUUCCAGGUGUCUGAACUGAUCACCUCUUGUUGAACACUGCCUCCAAGAGGGCGGUCUCAGAAAAAAAAAAGAAAAAAACGUAACGGCAUACUGAAAGAAAUAAGAGAAAAUGGUCUGAAUUUAACUCUGUAAUCUUAACAUGGUAUAGUACAAAAUUUGUUAAUGUUUUAUUAACAAACAUACAAAUACCAGUAUAGAAAAUGUGUGUAGUAGAUGAAAAUGUGCAAUAUUUAUGGUAUUGCGAGGAAAUCACUAUGAAACUAAAGAAAACCUGCACUGAAAUAUAACACACCAGUCUGAGACAGGUGUGUUUUUGAAGGGAUUAAUAUUGUCCACAGUUAAAAAUCUCAAUGUUAAUAAUUAUGUACAAGCACAUCCUAUAUCGCAAAUGUUCAUUAAAUAUCAAAAAAAAAAAAAAA